Molecule: messenger RNA, 1341 nt
Organism: Macroventuria anomochaeta
Lineage: Eukaryota; Fungi; Ascomycota; Dothideomycetes; Pleosporales; Didymellaceae
Exons: 1
Coding region: 1-1341 (446 amino acids)
Source: RefSeq, a predicted model, not a curated record
AUGGCAGGGCACAUCUUCCUCAUCUCCUGCUUGCUAGCAAUCUGCCUCCCCAUCAUCUUCGUACAGCUGCCCCGCUUCGAGACCGUCAAAGAACUGCGCGCUGAGAACGAGGCAGAAACACGAUCCACGGUACUGCGACGACGACGACGACUAUCACCAUCGAGAUCGCGGAAGAUACUACGACGGAUCACACGACCAUGGUCCGAGACCGAUAUCGAUAUCACAAGUGCGGAGUCGGAGCAGGAGCAAGUCGCUCCUGAACAGAUCUCGCAAACGGGCGCUCGAGGACGAUGGCAUACGGGUAUUUCCAGGCCCAUCUUCCAAGGGGACGCGUGUGCGGAUAGUAGAGCCUCGCCGAAAGAGGAAGAACUGAGGAAAGCAAGAGCUGGCAAGAAGCCCUGGGAUCCACCGUUCAGGAGACAGCUUCCGAGGACUGAGCUCGUUAGGAAGAGUCCUGGAGGACGGUGGCAUGCUGUUACGGACGCCUCACCACCUCGCAAGACUGGUCGAGAAAUGGAGGCGCGAGGUGUUGCAAUGAGACUGUUCCCGCCAGACCCUGUUCCUGAGAUGGACGAUGUGGACGAAUAUGAUCGAUGCUCGUUGGCAUCUUCGGGACCGCUGCAAACACCACAGGAACCGUUGCACCGACGACUUCCAUCUAGGAACCAUCUACAAUCACACGACGAACGCGGCGCGCCAUCUCGAGAGCAUCAGUCCGAGCCUCCAGUGGCUCAAAUCGUUCCGCCGCCGCGUACGGGCCCUGAGUCCUUGCCGUCGCCGCUCGACGGAUCUCCGCUGCCUUCUAUGUGUCACGUGCCGCGAAGCGCUCCGUCUACCAGGACCAGAGAGCCUGUUAGCUGUUCCUGCAGACAUUGUAGACAUCCUCACUCUGAGGCUUCAGUUCCACAGUCACCCAGUGUUACAACAGCCGCGCCUGAGGCAGGCCCUGAGGAAAUUUCCAAACAGGCCUCGAAAGGCCCUGAUUGUCCCUGUAAACAUGAGGACACUGACCCUUCAGCUCUGCAGUCGAAGAACCCUCCAUCAGCUGCGCCAAAGAAGGAUCUCAAGAAUGCGUCCGAAAAAACUGCCAAAGACGCCCCCAAGGAGGCUCCCAAAGAAGGUCCCAAAGCCCCCAGCAAAGCUCCCAAAUCCGGGAUGCCGCUUUGGCAGAUCCUGCUGGUUAUUAUGGGAUUCAUCAUCUUUGUCUUCGCUUUUGCCAUACUGGUUGCGCACUGUCUGGCUUGGUUCCUUGUAUACAAGACGGAAGCGCGGUUGGGAGAAGUGCGUAGCGGUCUGUUAAGGGGCGGGGAGAUGAAGAUGUGUCUCUGCGGCAGAGGUUAA